Messenger RNA from Daucus carota subsp. sativus, 1740 nucleotides. Its product is annotated as probable alpha-amylase 2. Gene Ontology annotation, biological process: carbohydrate metabolic process. The record is from RefSeq and is a predicted model, not a curated record. Gene Ontology annotation, molecular function: calcium ion binding; alpha-amylase activity. The coding region runs from base 347 to 1582 and encodes 411 amino acids. Lineage: Eukaryota; Viridiplantae; Streptophyta; Magnoliopsida; Apiales; Apiaceae. The transcript has 13 exons.
ACGGGACUCCAGGGUAGUCAAAUAGGAGCAAUACACAGACCCAUCCCUCGGCUACGCGCCUAAUAUGAUUCUCGCAGCUCCGAAUCUUGAGAAGAAAAGCGAUCUGUCCUCACCGAUUUGCGCCCCAGCUGCAGCGCCAAUUCAGAGCCGCUAGAGCGUUUACGUGGGCACGCUCCGCACAUAUUCUCCACCAUUUCAUCUCUCUCCUCAUUUCCACCCACUCAUUUUCAUUAUAAAUACUCGCCUAUCUUACCUACUUCAAAUCACCCCAACGACAAGGUUUUUUUUUUAAGGAAAAUUCAUUUUUACGCCAUUUCGCUGACUAUACAUAGACAAGUGAUCCGCUAUGGGUUAUGCUGAGUAUGAUGAAAGCCUUCAGCAGACUGAUCCUGUGGCUGUUAUACGGAGUGGAAAAGAAGUUUUAUUACAGGCUUUCAACUGGGAGUCCCACAAGCAUGACUGGUGGAGAAAUUUAGAUUCUAAAGUUUCUGAUAUUGCGAAAGCUGGGUUUACUUCAGCCUGGUUGCCACCACCAAGCAAUUCAUUUGCACCUGAAGGUUACCUUCCACAAAAUCUUUAUUCUCUUAAUUCUUCAUAUGGUUCUGAGAGCAUGUUAAAGGCUUUACUUCAUAAGAUGAGGCAACACAAGGUUCGUCCAAUGGCUGACAUAGUCAUUAAUCAUCGUAUUGGAACCACCCAGGGACAUGGUGGAAGGUAUAAUCGCUAUGAUGGAAUUCCAUUAUCAUGGGAUGAACACGCAGUUACAUCUUGUACCGGUGGACUGGGUAGUCGUAGUACUGGAGACAACUUUGACGGGGUUCCAAACAUUGAUCACACGCAAACUUAUGUUCGAAAAGAUAUUAUCGGAUGGCUAAGAUGGUUACGCAAUACUGUUGGUUUCCAAGAUUUUCGUUUUGAUUUUGCAAGAGGCUAUUCUGCAAAGUAUGUGAAGGAGUAUAUCGAAGGUGCUAAGCCAGUACUUUCUGUCGGAGAGUACUGGGACUCUUGCAAAUACCAUGGUCAUCGCUUGGACUAUGACCAAGAUAGUCAUAGGCAACGGAUUAUUAAUUGGCUUGAUGCGGCAGGGCAGUUAUCGACUGCCUUCGACUUCACAACGAAGGGAAUUCUUCAGGAAGCUGUCAAAGGGGAAUUAUGGCGUUUACGGGAUCCUGCAGGGAAGCCACCAGGGGUGAUGGGCUGGUGGCCUUCUAGAGCUGUUACUUUCCUUGAUAAUCAUGAUACUGGCUCAACUCAGGCACACUGGCCUUUUCCUGCAAAUCAUAUCAUGGAGGGCUAUGCAUAUAUCCUCACUCAUCCAGGGAUGCCUUCAGUUUUCUAUGACCAUUUCUUCGAUUGGGGUAAAUCCAUUCAUGACCAGAUUGUAAAGCUGAUUGAUAUUAGGAAGCGUCAAGACAUACACAGCCGAUCGUCCAUCAGGAUUCUGGAGGCGAAAUCAGAUGUUUAUGCUGCGAUAAUAGGGGAGAAGUUGUGCAUGAAGAUUGGUGAGGGAUCAUGGUGUCCAGCAGGCAGGGAAUGGACACUUGCGACUAGUGGCAACAGAUACGCUGUCUGGCACAAGUAGUUAUCAGAGUUCUCUGGCUUUACAGUGCUAUAGUAAUCAUCUUGAAUAAGUCUUACAAGUUUAAGUAUAUUACUGCGAGUCAUUCUACCAAUUUUUCCAUUUUUUGUGUAUCAAUAAUUUAGCCAUUCAUGGUUAUUAUUACGGGGAUUUGUUGAGAA